GGAGUUUCCUGGUGCUGCAUGGUUACUCAGCGCCACACUCGUGUGUGUGAGGGCAGCGUGUGCGCUGUGUGCAGGUAAACACAUAGACGCUGAGGGAGCGGAGAGGGUACGGAGAGGACUUUUCUACUUUGUACAUACAUUAUUUUGUAUAUACUGUUUAUGAUGACUUCAGUGGUUGCUGAUGCUGCCCGAGGCAAUCGGGACCGAGUGCAGCCACAGACCACACACACCUCACAGCCACAGAAACAGAUUCAGGCCACAGCAGAACAGAUUCGUCUUGCGCAGAUGAUUUAUGACAAAAAUGAUGCAGACUUCGAAGGGAAGGUCAAACAGCUCAUCGAGGUCACAGGCCGAAAUCAGGAUGAGUGCAUGGUGGCCCUUCACGACUGCAACGGGGACGUCAACAGGGCCAUCAACUUCCUGUUGGAGGAGGUUACUGCCAAGGACUCGUGGGAGACUGUGGGUAAGAAGAAGAGUGUGGGGAAAGAAGGGGCGACAGCAGAAAACAGAGAGAGGAGGGCUGACAGGGAGGGGAGAGGCCGCGGGGGGCCAAACAGACGUGGCCGUGGAGCCUCUCGUGUCCAGGAAGGUCGCUCAGAGGAGAAUGUGUUUGAUUCCAAUCCAGGAGAAAGGGGAGGGGAGCGUGGGCGUAGAGGAAGAGGGAGAGGAGGAAGAGGGAGAGGCAGAGGAGCCGGUGUGAAUAGCUUCUCUCAGGGAAUGGGGACAUUUAACCCUGCUGAUUACACUGGCUCUACUGAACAAGGAGAGGCAGUCAAUGACACUACUGAUGCUGCGGGAACUUUGAGAAACAAUCUGGAAGACUGGGCUGCAGAAGACUGGAAUGAAGAUCUUACUGAGACCAAAGUGUUCACUGCCUCCUUUGCACUUGCAUCAGAGAAUCACAUACCAUCUGGACAGGGGGUGGAUCUGAGUUCUCUAUUGCCUAAAGCAACAGAGGUGGACUCUGAGUUGGCAGAGUUGGAGCCGACAUCUCCAGAGCCGCUCACACAGAGCCUGGUGUUCACCAACUCUCAGCAGCAGGCUGGCCGCACACACACACACAGCUAUGCCUCUGCUGCUGCCAACAGCUAUGCCUCUGCUGCCGCCGGCACUUAUGCUCAUGCCGCAUCGUCCUUGGGAUCCAGGGUGCCCCAGCCUGAUUUACAGAAAGCUGAGCCAAUCAGUAUCCCCCGAAUCACCCCUCUGUCCAGUCAGACACCAGUUGCUAUUAGCAACGGCAGCCCUACUGGAGAAUCCAGUGCUCCUACCCUACCUGCCCCUGCCCCUGCACCCUUGGCUUUGAGUGAACCCAAGCUGGAGAUUCCUGUUACAAUGAGUCACUUGGAUUUGAAGGCCCAGCCUGACCCCUCCCCCAUUCUAAGUCAACUGACCCAACACCAAAACCCCACACUCCAGUCGGACCUGCCGGCUCAGGCCCGAGAUCCUUCCCCUCCGCUACCCCCUUGCAACAUCCCUUCCCCUGCACUUAAAUCCCUGGGUGAAGCCAACAUGCUCACAACGGCAGAACCCCCUCAGCCUAAACACAACAGACCACAGAGGCGCAGACUGCCCCCACCCUCCAAGAUCCCUUCUUUGGCAGUGGAGAUGCCAGGCUCUGCUGAUGUGUCUGGACUGAAUGUACAGUUUGGUGCCCUGGAUUUUGCUUCAGAGCCUGCUGUGGAGAGCCCCAGCCAAUCGGAUGCAAGCAGUCAGGAAAAUGCACCUACUGCUCAACAAACCCAGAGCAGCUUGUAUUCCAAACCCACCUCUGUCAGCGAGCCAUCAGGUGGUCUUCCAUUAGCUUUGCCCACAGCAGCAAUGGAACCCAGAUAUCCUUCACCUUCUCUGGGCUUAGCAACUGCUACAGCACCUGCUUCUUCCAUGUCCUCUAGGGCAGAACCCUCCAGCCUGCACAAAGACUCCCCCACCACAUCUACCACACCUCUCACUAAUGGAUACACUGAAGUACGACCCUCCAGUACACAAGAUGCUGUCCCUUCAAGCACUCCUCAGUCUGUGUCCACAACUCUGUCCUCUGAGAACAGCAUGGCCUCUUCAACCUUACCAUCAUCCUCAACGUCUGCGCCAGUGCCUGCUCCCAGCACAGCUCUUCCCUCCCUCAGCAGUCAUGUGAGCAGUGGAGCUACAUUAGGCUCUGCUGCCCCCACAGGCUCUACCCUUAGCUCUCAGAUGACCAGUGAUGUCAGUGGAAGUCCCUCAACUUUCUCUUCGGGAUCAAUGGUCAGCUCAGCAAGCUCUGUGGUCAGCUCCAACGGCCUAAGCACUGGUGCGCCUGGCCUCAACACCAACGGCCCCUCAGCUCCCUCCACUAGUCGCUCUGCACCAAUACAGACCACCACCACCUCUGGUAAGGCCCCGCCCAAUCUUGCUCAAGGAGUACCUCCCCUGUUGGCUAAUCAGUACAUCAUGGGGCCUGGAGGACUGCUCCCUGCGUACCCUCAGAUCUAUGGCUAUGAAGACCUACAGAUGAUGCAGUCGCGUCUGCCCAUGGAUUAUUAUGGGAUGACAACCUUCCCUGCCACCACUGCCCUUGCUACCAGAGAUGGUGGAUUAGCAAACAACCCUUACUCAGGUGAACCUACCAAAUUUGCCCGUGGUGAAGCAGCCUCUCCAGCGCCCAAUACUAGCCUCUCCUCGGUCGCCCCAUCCCAGUCAGAUCCAGGCACGGUUCCUCCCCAAACACAGGCCCCACAGAACCCUAGCCAGGCCUUUCUGAACCCGCCUCUGCCCCCUGGCUACGGCUACAGUAGUCUGCCCUACUAUGCUGCCGUACCGGGUGUGCCCAGUGCCUUCCAGUACGGCCCCACUGUUUUCAUGCCCCCUGCCUCAGCAAAGCAGCAUGGCCUGGGACCCUCUGGCCAAUACCAGCACCAAGCUGGCUAUGGUCAGCACGCCUAUGCUUCAGGUUUUGAUGACCUGUCUCAGGCUCAUGCAGGAGCAGAUUAUGGCAAAGGAUAUGGAGGCAGCUCCCAGUCACAGGCCAAGCCAAGCAACAGCACAGGGAAAGCACCUGGAUUAUCAGGUUCUGCCAGCUCUGAUCUUAGUGCGACAGUGUACAGCAAGACCCAAUCAUUUGAAAAGCAGGCUUUCCAAACGGCCACCCCGGCAACAUUCAGCCUGCCGUCUGCUCUGGGAGGCACAGGCCCCCUGAACCCUGGUGGAGCCCCCGGCUACGCACCAGCACCCUUCCUCCACAUCCUGCCCCACCAUCAGCAGCCCCACUCUCAGCUGUUGCACCACCAUAUGGCCCAAGACACACAGGGCCAGCGCAGUCAGUCCAGCAGCAUGCAGAAAAGCCAGGGCAAGUCCAAUUACAGUAGCUCCCCGUACUGGGCCAACUGAUCAGAAACUGGAAAUGAUGGAACAGUCCGAUUUUCAACUUCAGUCCGACAGCUGGCCUGAAACACACUCGCACACAUCUCUCUCUACCCUCCCCACCCCCUCUAAAGUUUUCCUCUGCUUAUUUCUUUUGUUCAUUUUUUUUCUUCUCCUUCAAAUUCGUUUUUUUUUUUUCAUGUAAAAUAUUAAUGUAAGUAUUUAUAUAUACUGUAAAUGUUAAAGCCGAAAAUGAAUUGUGGUCGCUCCAUUUUAUUUUUCUGAAGGACGUUUCGCUUUUGUUUACUUUUUAAAAACUGCAAAGAUGUAGCGAAAAGGAAAACUUUUGAGGGAGAGGGGGAAAGAAAAGACAUUGCUGCAAGAGCUUGAAGAGGAAGGCAAAAGAUGAGGGGGAUUUCAGGAGAGGUUAAUUUUAAAGAAAUUAAAGCAUUAAAUGCUUGUUGUUACAUGGUGGGCUUUGCUACAGUGAAAGGGAAACAAUAUUCUCGUAUAUGCUGGCUCCAAAGUUGUUCUUGUCAUCGCAAAAUGAAGCCCGCAAGUUUUAUAUUAAACACCUGUUGCCCUCUAAAUAAAGGUUCUGACCUAUACACUC
Molecule: messenger RNA, 3949 nt
Organism: Pygocentrus nattereri (red-bellied piranha)
Lineage: Eukaryota; Metazoa; Chordata; Actinopteri; Characiformes; Serrasalmidae
Gene: ubap2b
Product: ubiquitin associated protein 2b
Exons: 27
Coding region: 160-3363 (1067 amino acids)
Cellular component (GO): nucleus; cytoplasm
Molecular function (GO): protein binding
Source: RefSeq, a predicted model, not a curated record